AUGGUAGAUGAAUUGAUGAAUUUUCAUACAAAACAUGGAUUAGUUGAUUGUGUCCACAAGAUGUUUGUGAAAAUGCCAAAACAAGUAUUGCCUUCUUGGAUUUCUAUUAAGUUUCCUCUUGAUAUGACUUCCAUAAGAAGAACAUUUUAUGGGACCAAUAUAUUUCCCUUUGAUCCUGGGAUUGCAGCUGGUUGUGAUAAAAUGUAUGUUAGGAAUGUAUAUUCAAGGUGUAUUAUUAGUGAGGCCUUGAGAAUUUUUAGUCAAAUAAGGAAAACAAAUGUUAGACCCGACUUAGUUGAGUGGACUGCUAGGAUAAAAGCUUGUGACAUGUUGCUUGAACUUGUGAAGAUUGCCAUGGUUGAUAUAGUUAGUGGUUUUGGCCAGUUAUUGGUUAUGGCCUAUGAUUCGGAUUUGUUGUUUGAAAAUGGAAAGGUAGAUGAAGCAAUUUCUAUAUGGGAACAGUUGCCUACAAAAGAUUGUGUGGUCGAUUCCACAACUUAUGGAGUAUCAAUAUUUGGGUUGUGCACCAAGAGAUACUUGAGUAAGGCUUUACAAAUAUUGAAGGAGAUAGAAUAUGGAGGAAGUGAUCUAGACAUCUUUGCAUAUUCAUCUAUGAUUAGUAGUUUAUACAAAAAGGAGAGAUUAGAUGAUGCAGCCAGUGUAGUGAGAGAGAUGGAUAAACAUGGUUGUAAAUUGGAUUCUCGUGUUUGCAAUGCACUUUUUGAUGGGUUUCUCCAAGCUUACAGAUUUGAGGGUGCAGUUAAACUUUUCAAAGAAAUAAGCAUCAAAGGAAAAGCUGGAAGAAGGGUGGAAACAUGA
Tripterygium wilfordii is the source of this 819-nucleotide messenger RNA. Its product is annotated as putative pentatricopeptide repeat-containing protein At1g53330. Bases 1 to 819 code for a protein of 272 amino acids. Lineage: Eukaryota; Viridiplantae; Streptophyta; Magnoliopsida; Celastrales; Celastraceae. The transcript is spliced from 2 exons. Gene Ontology annotation, molecular function: protein binding. The record is from RefSeq and is a predicted model, not a curated record.